AUACCACCUGUUUCCGUGAACAAACAAACCCAGCCAAUGCUUCAACAAAAAUUACAAUUGAUUGCUCACAGCCUUCCUCCUGAGUGGGGGGUUUACUCCAUAUAUUGGCAACCAGAGAAAGACUUGAAUGGCCGCCUUGUUUUAUCAUUCUGUGAUGGUCAUUUCAAAGGCAACAAUUCUGGCUCACUCCAAGACUGUGAAAGGAAUUCAAGAAAUCAACAACAUGUUGGAGUGUCAAAGAGUUAAGGAAGCUCACAUCCAUGGCAUCGAGACACUGGUCUUUGUUUCCACAACAUCUGGUGGAGUUGUUGAAUUGGGUUCCUCAUAUGCAAUUGAAGAAGACCAGGUUCUUGUGCAACAUAUCAAAUCAAUGUUCCAAAUCAAGCACAUCAACACAUCUUCAUUUGGUACUGUGCCACAUAUUGAUUUAUCAGAAAUAACCAACAAGUCAUCUUCUGAUUCUCAUCGUCGUACGAAAGGGAAAAGGGCAGUAAUGAGUGCCAAUAAAUCACCAAUUGAGGCGGAGAGGCAGCGGCGAGAGAAGCUGAACCGACGUUUCUACGCGCUCCGAUCGGUAGUUCCAACUAUUUCAAAGAUGGACAAAGCAUCUUUACUUGCAGAUGCUGUGGCUUACAUUCAGGAGCUCAAGGCCAAAGUUGAUGAAUAUAAGGUCAAGCUUGACAUAUUGUCAUCACAAAAACCUAAUUUGAAAAAUGACAAUAAAAGUAGUAACUUUGAUCUUGAAGAGUCAUCAAGGGCAAUCCAAAAGGUAGUGGAUGUGGAUGUAAAGAUUAUAGGGUCUGAAGCCUUGAUCAGAGUUCACUGUCCGGAUGUGAACUACCCGAUCGUGAGACUGAUGGAUGUGCUGAGAGAGUUUGAGGUUCGAAUUCACCAUGCGAACAUAUCUAGUAUUGACGACAUGAUGCUUCAAGAUGUUGUGGUUAGGGUUCCGGACUGGUUGAGAAUGAGUGAGGAAGCUAUGAAGAGUAUUAUCAUUCAGGGGCUAAAAGCACAAUUGGGCUAAAUAGAGUUUGUAUGAUAUGGCGUAAUAAUCGAGUUCAUAGUGAACUUUUUGUUGCAUCAAGAUUUAAUGUGUAGGUCAACAUUGUGUUCUUGAUGAUUAUGUGCUAAAAUGUGUGUUAGCAUGCUUUAUUUGAA
Tripterygium wilfordii is the source of this 1158-nucleotide messenger RNA. Its product is annotated as transcription factor bHLH14-like. Gene Ontology annotation, biological process: regulation of DNA-templated transcription. Bases 128 to 1024 code for a protein of 298 amino acids. The record is from RefSeq and is a predicted model, not a curated record. Gene Ontology annotation, cellular component: nucleus. The transcript is spliced from 2 exons. NCBI's taxonomy places the organism in Eukaryota, Viridiplantae, Streptophyta, Magnoliopsida, Celastrales, Celastraceae. Gene Ontology annotation, molecular function: DNA-binding transcription factor activity; protein dimerization activity; transcription cis-regulatory region binding.